AUGGCAAACAAACACCUUAAAAACCCCCAUGAUCGGCGCCUGAAGAGGCGCUGCACCGAAGGUAAUCCAGCAACCGAGUUUUUCUACCAGAAACAGCCAGCAUGGUUCCCUAGAGUCCUUGUCAUACACGCAGAUGAAUCGAUCAAGUCACUGUCAACGCUGUCUCCAUUUGCAACUGCUAAAGUUCUGGAACAGACGAUAGGCAAAAAUUACACUGCUCGAAAGCUCCGCUCUGGUGACAUCCAGGUGGAGGUCCAAGAAAAGGAACAGAGCGUAUCCCUCCAAUCCCUGAAGGCAAUUGCCGACGUACCUGUCACGGUCACUCCGCACAAGACACUCAACAUCGUAAAAGGCGUCAUUUCAGAGGAAGAGCUCCUGAUGUGCUCUGACUCUGAAAUUGAGGAGGGUCUCAGAGAGCAUGGAGGUGUCAGUGCACGAAGAAUAAUUAUGCGUAGAGACGGCAACGAAAUACCAACAAAACAUGUCGUACUAUCAUUCCAACUUCACACUCUUCCAUCUACAAUACAUGCUGGCUACCUCAACUGUAAUGUACGGCACUACGUUCCAAACCCAAGGCGCUGUUUUAAAUGCCAGCGCUUUGGGCAUGGCUCACAGACAUGCCGUGGACAAACAACAUGUGCAAAGUGUGCGGGGAAAGACCAUGAGUCGCCAACAUGUGAAAAUGCCGUGAAAUGCAUCAACUGUAGUGGCAGCCACCAAGCAUACUGCAGGUCCUGCCUACAGUUGAAGGACGAAAAGGAAAUCCUGAAAGUUAAAGUUGAGCAGAAUCUUUCUUAUACUGCAGCGAAGGCACAGGUGGCAUUUUCUAGAAAGGGCUCGUACUCCGAGGUUAUGCGCAGGGGAGUGGCGCCACCUCGGAAAUCUGUGGAGACUCAGACUGAGUCCCCACACAACAUUCCCAACACAAUCGUUGGGGACACAGCUCAUGUGUCUCCCAAGGGAAACGUGGCCUGCCCAAGGGCUGGCCACAAGGACGUCGCCAGCCCCAAUCAGGCUGGCAAUACCUCUUCCGAAGGGAAUGGGGGCGGUGAGGGCUCGGUCCAAACCGUACCCCAGUCGAUGGAUGUCGAUGACUGCUGCACGCCGCUGCAGUCAUCGCCAACCCCUCAGAAUUCCCCAGAUCAACAGAAGGGGAAACAGCCGGGUCGAGGUAGAGGACAAUUGCAGAAGGUGUCACCGAAGGCACCUCCAGCCAGGGUGCAAGCGCCCUAA
Messenger RNA from Ornithodoros turicata, 1233 nucleotides. RefSeq lists its product as uncharacterized. The record is from RefSeq and is a predicted model, not a curated record. NCBI's taxonomy places the organism in Eukaryota, Metazoa, Arthropoda, Arachnida, Ixodida, Argasidae. Bases 1 to 1233 code for a protein of 410 amino acids. The transcript has a single exon.